Molecule: messenger RNA, 3732 nt
Organism: Stylonychia lemnae
Lineage: Eukaryota; Ciliophora; Spirotrichea; Sporadotrichida; Oxytrichidae
Source: the annotation of a GenBank genome assembly
AUGGGUUGUAAUUCAUCUAAAGACGGUAAAUAACCAAACACAAAGAAAAUUGGGAAAAAGGGAGCUCAAGCUUCCCCACAAAGAAGCCCUAGAAAGAGAGAUCACAGUCCUAGCAAUUUUAAGGCAGUAAAUGAGGCUGAACUCCAAAAGCACAAACCUCAAGACAUCUUAGGAUUUAUAAAAACCGGAAACGUCAGCAUGGUCCAUGCACUUAUCAAUCACUAUAAAUUAGGAUAGGCUGUUAUAUUAUUAACCGGAGACAAGGAUGGAUUUUCAUUUACAAAGACUGCUGAAGGCUAAGUUUCAACAACUAAUUGGAAUCCAAUCUUGCUAGCUAUCCGCUAUAAAUAAUAUGAAGUCUUAAGAUACUUAGUUGAGACUCAGAAGAUAGCAAUAAGACAUGCAGGAAAGCAACCAGGCAGUGAAGGAGGCAAGAGUGCAGAUGAGAUGGCAGGAUAGCAAGUUUACUCAGUUUUGAUUUCAAUCGCUAACAAAGACUUGAAGAUAUUCAGUUAUUUGUGGGAUAUUUACACAGCUUGGGAUGAAACUCAUCUCUAAAGAGUAAUCAAGGAAUUAGUUAAUGAGAAAUGGCACCAAGGUCUUUCAUACCUAUUGAAAUCAUUCACAACAGAGAUUAUAUUCAACUCGUAACUGCCAGAGAAGUAAAUUGAAAUUGUUAGAGCUUGGUAUGGAUUAAGAUCAUAAGAAACUCCAGAUAUUAAAAAAGCAUUUGAUGAGGUCCUAUAAUCAAGACCAUAUGCUAUCUCCACAAUAUAUGUCCAAUUAUCAGAUAAGUCGGACCAAUUAUUGAGUAGACCUGAAAAACUUGCUCACCUGACUAAAGCAAUAUAAUUCCUAGACGGUCAUCCUCUAGCCCAGUUUAAAUUCAGUGAUGAAUCAUAUCUCUUCUAUGAAUUGCAAGAUAAGAUUGCUUAAUUCGAUCAAUUAGGGGAAAAAGAAAAAGCUUUAAUGGCCACUCUUAGUGAAACUAUCACUAAUAGAUUAGAGGAAGUCUCAACUGUAGAGGACUAUAAGGAUUAAGAAGCAUUUGAUGAUUCAACAAAUGCUCUCAUUGAAGCUUAUAAAUCUGCCAAACUUGAGUAAAUCAGAGCUGCUCAUGAGCAGAGAGAAAGAAAAAGAGUACCUCAAGCAUAGGGUUCAAAUCACGUAGUAGAUUUUGAAGAACUCAAUCGAAUGCCAUAUUUCUACUGGACUGGUUUAGCUCAAAUGAUUUGGUAAUCUGAAAAUAAUAUAGAAGAAGAUCAGAUUGAAGUCUUCAAAUAUAUUUUGACAGGAGGUUUUAACAUUAGAUAAGCCUUGCUACAGACAAACUUAAAAGGAAAGAACACAGAUGAUGUUCCAAGAGUCCCACCAAAUCUUGGUAACUGUCUCAUUCUGACUCUUAACAAACUAAGAUUCAAUCUGUAUGAGUAUCUAUGGAGCGUUGAAUGGAUCAAUGUUUGGGGACCAAAACAUUUCACAAUGAUCACAGACAUUAUCUCAAGAUAACAGGAAAAUUUUGAGAAAUUAUAGUUACUUCUUGACCAUCACUUAAACAGUCCAGUAGGUACCAAUCUAUUCCUCGAUAUGACAGUUAGUUAAAGAUUUGCUUUUGUCUAGAAAAUCUAUAACAACUUUGGUAGAUCAUAUGAUGUUUAGCAAUGCUUAAGCAAGAGACACUAUGCUCCAUAUCUACUUUUGUUACUCACUGAAAGAGACACAUUUAUGAGAACUAGCAAUUUUUCUCUAUAUAACUAAGCUUUAGGUAAUACUACCAAGCUAGAACUAGAAAUUAUAGCUAAUGCUUCAGAUGAACAUGAGGAAAGAUUCAUGAAAUUCCUAAGAUAUAUUGACAUGCUUGAAUAAACAGACUAGAAAAAGGUGGAAGGCAAAAAGUUUAUUUCCAUGAUAUUUGAUAUUGCCAAAUUCCAAGCUUAUAAUGGAAUUAGUCUCAACAUUUUGGAUCAUGAAUCACGAAUUCAAGAUGAGGAGUAAAACGGAGCUGAUGAUGUAUAAGGAUUUGACGAUGAAGAUCAUCAUGAUGCUAGAGCAGGCAAAGCCAUUCAUUAAAGCACUCUUGCAAAGAAAAAUCCAAAGGACUUCGAUCUCUAAGCAUUCCACAAACACCUUCACUCAGGAAAACAAGAUCAGAUUAUAGAUCAUAUCAAACAGUUUAAAUUUACUGACUUACUGUAUUUUAGAGGGUCACCUAAUCUUAGUCUUAAAACUUAUCUAAUGAAGCUCAAUGAUCUUAAAUUGGUAAAUCUUAAAUAUGACUAAUUGACUCUAUUGCAAGUAGCAAUCCUGAACAAGUCUCAUAAAUUGGUUAGUUUUAUCCUCAAUGAAUAUAAAGUGAUGAACGCACUUAGAGAAAUCAAAGCGAUUGACUAGAGAUAUCUUACUGUUAGUCCAAAUGGAGAAGAUAACACUCUCACACUUAGACUACUAGAUCAAGUUAAUGAAUAAGGCUUGCUAUGGAACUUAUGGUCUAACAGAGCUAAUUACACUCCCAGAGAUCUGUUAAUUAUGGCUAAGUAUUAUUUGCGAUCACAAAACAGUGAAAAUUUCAAGAAUCUAUUAUAUUCAGGGACUUCAUAAUAUCUCUACUAAGAGAUGAGUGCAAAGCUUAGAUAAGAAUUUUACCUAGUUAUUUCAGCAACCUAAGAAUGGGAUAGCUUUCCUGAAAUUGAUCAAAUCUACUCUACAUAUAAGGAUCUUGGAGAGGAUACUUAUUACCAACUCUCUCAAUAAAUUUUCCAAGCUAUUGAGAAUGAUGAUGGUUAAUUGCUUAAGAGCAUCAUAGAGGAUAACUCCAUCAGAUCUUUGAACAGCAUUUCUUUGUAGGAUUAUGUUGAAGAUAAAUUGGUGCUAGAUAUUCCAGGGGAUGAUGAUAUUUUUGUUAGACAUUUGAAUGUUCUAUUAUACUCUGUUUAUAUGAAGAAACCAAAGGCAGUGAAAGCUAUUGUUGAGUCUCCUUGCUUGAGAGCACUUUAGGGUUAUGAUGACCUCGGAAAUGACAUUUCAGUGACAACUCAAACAUAGCAUCAUCAUCAUUUCAGCAGCAUGCUCAUCCCAAUUCUAAUUGCUUCAAAAGACACUGAAAUUCUCAACAUCUUGCUCAAGGGUGAUCACAUCCUUCUCAGUUAUUAAGAUUGCCUAUCUUUUAUCAACUGGUCAGUUAGAGAGAACUUCUUACUAGGCCUCAAAAUUUUCUUGACUUCUCCAUCUGUGCAUUUCUACUAUCAAACCUUCACUCAUGAAAAUCAAAGAGAACUUAUUCAUGCCAUCCUCAAAGCAGUUCUAUAUUAGACUGAGAAUGCUGAACUAAAGAAAACUUAAUUCCAUAGUUUAGUUGAAGAACAGCUAACCAAGAGGCCAUACAGUUAAAUGCUCACUCUUUUGUUCAUGGAGGACCCUCAACUUAAUGAUGGCAAGUUUGACUUAGCCUAAGUAGUGAGAAACUGCAACAAAACUGUUUCUAGCGAAGAUCUUAUGCAACUAGGUCAAUCGCAUACUCAGAAGAUGAAUCAGUUUGAACAGAGAUAUAUCUAAGAAGGAAACACUUUUGAAGGUGAACUCUCGAAAAUUAUUAGAAGAUAUAUAGCUGAUUCAAAAUUCGUAAAAGACCUGCCAAGUCAGCCAGCAUCAUCAACUGAUAUUAGAAAGUAGGUUAGAUUCGAUGAAAAUGAUGAUAACUAGCCACUUAGAAUUGAGGCUGAAAACAGAGUCUGA